This is a messenger RNA of Ustilaginoidea virens, 1977 nucleotides long. RefSeq lists its product as uncharacterized. Gene Ontology annotation, biological process: protein targeting to membrane; peptidyl-L-cysteine S-palmitoylation. The record is from RefSeq and is a predicted model, not a curated record. Lineage: Eukaryota; Fungi; Ascomycota; Sordariomycetes; Hypocreales; Clavicipitaceae. Gene Ontology annotation, molecular function: protein-cysteine S-palmitoyltransferase activity. Gene Ontology annotation, cellular component: endoplasmic reticulum; Golgi apparatus. The transcript has 2 exons. The coding region runs from base 1 to 1977 and encodes 658 amino acids.
AUGGACUCGCAGGGCAAGGCUGUCGAGCCUGUGUUUCCCGGCGGCAACAGUGGCGAGCCUGACUCCCGAUGGACGGGGGGUAGUCGGCCACCGGGUGUCACGUCUUCCCGCAUGACGGACUUGGACAUGGCGACCGAUGACGGAGGUGGGGGAGGCGCCUCCGGUCGCGACAAACCUGUGGAUGCCGGAUCACGACCUGCCACUGCCAGGACUGGUACCUCAUCCCACGGACAACCGCAGCCUGGACAAAAAGGCUCGAUUUUGGGCGUCCAGGCGAAGCGGGCGAGUAAUGCUAGCACGACCACCGCGCGGCAAGCACCAAGUCUGACAUCCCGUAGCCACGUCCCCUUGCUGACCCCAGGAGCCUUCUUCCGGCCGAUGAGCUCUCAGAAACUCCAAGCACAGCGAGGCGCUGGUCUUGUUCGACCAGUUCCCGCGAACCAGCAGCUCCAGCCGCGAGCUACCGCUACCCUUGACGAUGAUCAGACGGAUGCUGGCGGGAGCGUCAUCGAUGGGCCGAUAAGCGACAACACCAUGCAGAAUAUCGCCUUUUUGAAACGAGAGUUGAGUGGGUCAGGCAGCUUGCGCGUUCCCCCAUCCCGAGGCACCGAAGUCACGGACCAAGGAACCGCCGAUCGCAUCACCGCUACCGCAAGCCCGACUGCCGGCCACUACCCAGCAGGCAGUCUGUCGGAUCGUGCCCGGCUGUUGCAGGGAAAGGCUGAUCAGGAGAGAAACCCGGACACGAUGGUGGAUAGGACCUUUAGGGACCACGCCAAUCUUGCCAGCCCGAUCAAAUCCCCAAGAUCGUUUCGCUCAAACUUUCUUCUUCCCGGAAGAAUCGAAUCAGCACAGGGGAGCGAAAACCGGAGCACCGACGGCGCCGAGAAACUUUCGUCGAGGGCCUCGUCGCCUCCAUUUCCCCCAGCAGAAUCGCACUCGAGGCCCAAGCCCCCGGCGGCGCAACCGGCCGGAAAGAGUGUCGGUCGCGUGCACCAGUACUUUGACGGAAACACCGUCUUUUGCCUGGGGGGCCGGUGGCAAAACACCAGGCACACCCCGAUCAACAUCGCCACGGGCCUGUUCGUCGUCCUUCCGUGCGCCCUUUUCUUUGGGUUUGAGGCCCCUUGGCUGUGGCAAAACAUAUCACCGGCCAUUCCCAUUUCGUUUGCCUAUCUGGCUUAUAUCUGCUUAUCCUCCUUUAUCCAUGCUUCCUUGUCAGAUCCGGGUUUCCCCCCCCCGGAUUUUGACGAUGCUCUUCGUCUGAGUCCCCCCACCAAUGAUUGGACAUUGGUCAAGUCAGCCGAAUCAUCCGCAGCAGCUAUGGAAGUUCCGAUCAAGCACUGCCGGACUUGCAACAUCUGGCGUCCACCCCGUGCUCACCAUUGCCGCCUGUGCGACAACUGCGUAGAGGGCCACGAUCAUCAUUGCGUUUGGCUCAACAAUUGCGUGGGUAAACGAAACUAUCGCUAUUUCUUCACAUUUGUCACGUCGGGAACAUUGCUAGCCGCAUACCUGAUCGGCGCCAGCUUGACGCAGAUCCUGGUAUACACGCGGCGCGAGGGACUGUCUUUCUGGGAGGCAGUCGAUCAUUUCCGAGUGCCCUUUGCUUUGGUUAUCCUCGGAGCCUUGUCAUUUAUCUAUCCCGGCGGCCUUAUGGGCUACCAUUUGUUCCUCAUGGCACGCGGAGAAACCACUCGCGAGUACAUCAACUCGCACAAGUUCGCCAAGAAGGAGCGGUUCCGGGCGUACAACCAAGGGGGUUGGCUAAAGAACCUGAUUGCCGUGCUUGGCCGCCCCCGAUCACCGUCUUACUACCAAUUCAAGAGCAAGUACAAGGCGGGUGAUCAGCGCCUCGGUGCCCACCAUGCGCAGCGAAGACGGAAGAAUUCUCAGGGACUCGAACUCGACUCGGUGCCAUCAUCAACAGCCGCAGGCUUCCAAGGGCCAGCCGAGUUGCGGGCACAAAGUCGUUGA